Messenger RNA from Copidosoma floridanum, 1821 nucleotides. RefSeq names its product sorting and assembly machinery component 50 homolog. Lineage: Eukaryota; Metazoa; Arthropoda; Insecta; Hymenoptera; Encyrtidae. The record is from RefSeq and is a predicted model, not a curated record. Gene Ontology annotation, biological process: protein insertion into mitochondrial outer membrane; mitochondrial respiratory chain complex assembly. Gene Ontology annotation, cellular component: outer membrane.
AUUAUUACAGUGUCAACAAUAAAAUAAGUAGACUAGGCAAGGGGGUGUCAUGCGCGCGCUUCGUGCUGCUGCUGUGUCGUUUGUCGUUUCGGGGGGGAGACGAUUAUUGUUUUUUCACGACCCUGAUAAUUUUGUGCUAGAAAGGGACGUUUUCUCGCCGACUUGCAGUUUUUAUUGCAAAGAUUUCAAAUUUUCAGUGUUCUUCAUAGUAAAUAAAACGAAAUAUGGGCGCGGUUCAUGCGAAGGAGCCUGAUACGAUAAAAAAUUUCGAAGUGACACAGCCAAAUCACACAAUGAGUAACGAAUCAGAAAUUCCUAAGGACGAUGAUACUUCAUUUGGUAAGCAGGCAUUCUCAGAAAAUCAACAAACAAACAAAGUGAAACCAGUCGAUCUGAAAAAUAUAAAAGCUAGAGUUGAUAAGGUUCACAUAGAUGGACUCAAUAGGACUAAAGAUGAUGUUGUGCAGGCGCAAGUCAAGGAACUAUUCAAUGCUAAAGAUUUUCAAGACAUUAUUGUUAAUGCACAUGCAGUACGAGGAAAAUUGGAGUCAUUAGGAUGUUUUAAAACUAUUGGAGUUUAUAUAGACACUAGUCAAGGCCUUGAUUCUACACCAGAAGGAGUAGAAGUCACGUUCAAAGUCCACGAAUUAAAACGUAUAAUGGGAAGUAUAAACACGAUGGUUGGAAAUAAUGAAGCAUCGCUUCUCGUUGGGGCAAAAUCACCAAAUUUGUUUGGUAGAGGAGAAAGACUCCAAGUAGACUAUUCAUAUGGCCAUAAAAAUUCAUCAAACAUAAAUAUCUCUGCCAUGAAGCCAUUUUACACUGGCCGUCUAAGUAAAGUAUUAACAGCAAGCGUGUACAAUACUUCGACAGAAUUCCCAUGGUCAGGGUACAGAGAAAACGACAAAGGCUUUUUAUUAGAUUUUGCAUUCGACUCAAACGAAUCUGGUACUUUUAAACACAAUCUUCAGUAUGAGGGUAUUGUAAGAGAUUUAUCAGCAACUAAACAAGCAACUUUUAAAGUACGAGAACAAUGUGGGCCAACGUUAAAGUCAUCUCUCAGGCACAUCUGUACAGUCGAUAAAAGAGAUGAAAAAAUAUUCCCAUCUUAUGGAACACUUGUCCAAUGCACCACGGAGGUAGCUGGACUUGGUGGGAAUAUUGGCUUUGUCAAAAACGAACUAGCUUUUCAAACUAAUUAUUCACCCGUUGAUAGUCUUACAUUUCAAUUGGCUGCUCAAACUGGUUUUCUUAGAGGAAUUAACAAUGACAUGCAUAUUACUAUUGCUGACAACUUUUUCCUUGGAGGACCUAUGAAUGUUAGAGGUUUUGAAAUAAGAGGCUGUGGACCCAGAGAGGAAGGAUUUUCUCUUGGAGGAAACACAUAUUGGGCUGCAGCUCUUCAUUUUUAUAGUCCACUGCCAUUUAGACCAGGAAAAAAUACUUUCGGCAAUCUUUUCAGGUUGCACGGUUUUGUAAAUGGAGGCAACGUCAAUAAUGCCACCAUAAAAUUAGGUGGAACCUAUGAAGAAAACUUGAAGAUAUUAACAGAGAAUGUUCGUUGCACAGCUGGCUGUGGCGUCGCGAUGAAGAUAGGAAACAUAGCAAGAAUCGAACUAAACUUUUGUGUUCCCUUAAAACUCUUGAGAACUGAUGUAUUUCAGCAAGUGCAACUAGGUUUGGGUGUUCAGUAUUUAUAAAAUCGAUUUUGUACUUCGAUAGACACGGAUAAAUUGUCGCAAUUUGAUUCUUACUUAACUUAUUUUUGUAAGAGUCAUUAAAAACUUUUGUAAAUUUAUUUAUUUGUUAAUCCAAAUCUUG